UUAACUGUUCUCCAAUUCUUCAAAUAUUGCAAUGACUGAUAAAAACGAUCUGGACCGCCAGAUUGAGCGACUGUAUCGCUGCGAGGCUCUUGAGGAAUCAGAGAUCCAGAUCCUGUGCGCCAAGGCCCGCGAAAUACUAGUGGAGGACGGUAAUGUGCAGCGCUUGAACGCACCAGUAAUUGUGUGCGGCGACAUGCAUGGCCAAUUUUACGACCUAUUAGAGCUGUUCAAGGUUGCCGGCCGUGUGCCAGAAGAGAAAUUCCUUUUUAUGGGCGACUUCGUGGACAGAGGCCACUUCAGCUUGGAGACCUUCCUUCUUCUCCUUGCCCUGAAGGUGCGCCAUCCGGAUCGCAUCGCCUUGAUCCGCGGGAAUCACGAGACGCGCCAAAUCACCCAGGUUUAUGGAUUCUACGACGAGUGCAUGCGAAAGUUCGGCUCAUCGAGCGUUUGGCGAUUCUGCACGGAUCUCUUUGACUACCUCAGUCCAGCUGCCUUAAUUGAUAGCAAGGUGUUCUGCGUCCACGGUGGACUGUCUCCUUCCAUACAGUAUCUAAACCAGAUCCAUUGUCUUGAUCGCAAACAGGAGGUACCGCACGAGGGACCAAUGUGCGAUUUGCUUUGGAGCGAUCCUGAGGAUCAGGAGGGCUGGGAAAUGUCGCCUCGUGGGGCUGGUUACCUCUUUGGAUCUGAUGUAGUCGACCGGUUCAGACACGAUAACGACUUGGACUUAAUCUGCCGCGCCCACCAGCUGGCAAUGACUGGCUAUAAGUGGCAUUUCAAUAAAUCUGUUCUGACUGUAUGGUCAGCUCCUAACUACUGCUAUCGUUGCGGCAAUGUGGCUUCCAUCCUAGAAUUGGAUGAGGCGCUCAGGCGCAGUUUUAUUAUCUUUGAUGCCGCUACUCCGGACAAUCGAAAACGUCCCACAAAGGUACCACAGGCGGAAUACUUUUUGUAAAAAUGUCGAAACUAAGA
Molecule: messenger RNA, 972 nt
Organism: Drosophila eugracilis
Lineage: Eukaryota; Metazoa; Arthropoda; Insecta; Diptera; Drosophilidae
Product: serine/threonine-protein phosphatase 4 catalytic subunit-like
Exons: 2
Coding region: 32-955 (307 amino acids)
Biological process (GO): double-strand break repair via homologous recombination; peptidyl-serine dephosphorylation
Cellular component (GO): nucleus; cytoplasm
Molecular function (GO): protein serine/threonine phosphatase activity
Source: RefSeq, a predicted model, not a curated record